AUGUGGGGAUACCAUCUGUUCUUAAAGAGAGAUGAUCCUGAGGUGUCGCACUACAUCAAGAAUGACCGUCGUCCUGCACUGCAUUUUGGCGACAAAAUUUUUAAAGUCCACAGAGAGAUUCUUGCCACUCGAUCUCCAGUAUUUAGAGCCCAGCUUUUUGGUCCUAUUGGCAACCGCGACAUAGAGAAACUCGUCGUGGAGGACGUUGAUCCUUAUAUUUUCGAGGCAAUGUUGGAAUUCAUCUACAGCAACAAGUUUCCCGACGUUAGUGAAAUUGCGGGUCUAAUCUCUCCUUUUGCAUAUGCCGAUGUAGUGCUGCAUCUAGUGGCCGCUACCGACUGCUAUAGUCUCGAUCGAUCGAGACUACUCUGCAAAUUAAAGUUGGGUGAUCAGAUCAUGGCCAAUGUGCUGGCAACAAUAGUGGCGCUGGCUAAUCUUAAGUGA
Eucalyptus grandis is the source of this 444-nucleotide messenger RNA. Its product is annotated as BTB/POZ and MATH domain-containing protein 3-like. The record is from RefSeq and is a predicted model, not a curated record. The transcript has 4 exons. Gene Ontology annotation, biological process: protein ubiquitination. Lineage: Eukaryota; Viridiplantae; Streptophyta; Magnoliopsida; Myrtales; Myrtaceae. Gene Ontology annotation, molecular function: protein binding. The coding region runs from base 1 to 444 and encodes 147 amino acids.